Colletotrichum destructivum is the source of this 1585-nucleotide messenger RNA. RefSeq lists its product as uncharacterized. The record is from RefSeq and is a predicted model, not a curated record. The transcript has 2 exons. Bases 93 to 368 code for a protein of 91 amino acids. NCBI's taxonomy places the organism in Eukaryota, Fungi, Ascomycota, Sordariomycetes, Glomerellales, Glomerellaceae.
CUCCGCAACGUUGACAUCGUGCGCCGGCCUUUGGUCCCUGACGCGGUGACCAAGCCAUGUCCUUUCCCACGACGCGAGAUUUCCAAUAGCCCAUGUCCAUCGGCAUGGUUAUUUCCUCGCAGAACCCCAAAGCCCAGCUAGUCCCGACGUCUCUGUCUCUCCAUGAGGAUAUUUCCCCAUUCGGCAACAUGUUGAUGUCGGCGAUCGUGGGUAAGGUUGGUGAAACAGCUGUCGUGACGAAGGCUAGAGUAAACAGUCGCUGUACGUUAGUAAGCCCCCUCCCCUGUUGGUUCUAUGCGGGCGACGAAGCGAAUCAAGCCUCAUCGGUAGUCGCAGGCGCUGCCAUUGGUGGGUUGAGUGCCUACUGAGCGGACCGGGACAUGUUCGGCGGUGGAACUCCGCUCGGUGCUACCGCCGCCCGCAUGGGAGAUGCGGAGAGCGUCAAUCUCACAUCCAGAGCACCCCGGAACUACAUGACGAUUGACCCCACCAGAUCUCGGUAUUUGAAAGCUGAUGCGUGGGCUUGACUAAGCUUUACAAGAGCGAUGUCAUCGAGGACCGCAGAAAGGCAGGCAGGUCGGGACGUGUAAGUGCAUACUCGGGACCGUCCUGCCUAGUUGGCGAUGGGAAGAUGGGGUUCGUUGACAUUGGCUUAGCUAAUGACCCUGUCAGUGUUUGAUAAGGCGCUUUGUUGGCUGGUGAGGAUUGCGUCCCGCUCCGCUGUGGAGACACCGGUCCCGGUGCCACGAUGUCAGAGUGGAGGCGCCGUUGCCUAAGCCUUCAUGGUGCGUGUGUCAGCAACCAUCCUGGGCGGGAAUGCGGUUUGCCUCUCUCCCAACCUCGGUAGGAAGAAUUCAGAUCGGAAAGCAGGGCAUGCCGGGCUUUCUCGCUUCCCUCGAUGCAAAGCCAAACAUCUCUACCUUCGAUACUGCUCCCCUUCCUUCAUUUUCUCCUCUGUCAGUGCCACUGCACCUAACCACUGGUAGCAAGAUCUCUCCGUUGAUCUCUUGGAAGAAAGGAUGAGCGAAGCCUACCUUAGGAAGGGAAGUAAGUCUAUGGUCGAGUCAGAUGAAGGUCUACACCCGUCUUGCAGGUAAUUUGCACAAUGCGUGAUCCUACGCACCAUCAGAAGUGAGUCCUCUUGCCCAGUGCCUUCUUUAUUGAAGAUGCACAUCGCUCCAGAUUCUCAUCCGAUAAGACUUACUAGUGGUUCGGACGGUUGUUUGUGAAUUGCUAACCUGGGAAUUCGGUUGAUCCAUUCCACUUCUGUCGGGAGAACAGCGGCAGCAGAACAAUAGUGAGGUACCCGGGAGUCUGUUGGGACACAGAUCAUCGCUUUUCAUCCAAGGUGGUCGAUAAAGCUCUAUGAAGGACAACUCAGGAGGGAACGGAGCGGCGUGACUUGAGGCAACACGCGCACCCUCUCAAAUGGGCAUGUCAAGGAAGUGUGCCGUUGAGUGGCCAGGCUGAUGGUCAUGAUCUCAACGCUCUCCACAACCAAGCUGCCCAAGUCGGAACAAUAUGGCUAGUGUUGCCGUAGAAAAGGCCAUUAUCGGGAGGCUUCACCCAUUAGCCGAUUCAACUC